Theileria annulata is the source of this 1170-nucleotide messenger RNA. RefSeq lists its product as uncharacterized. Lineage: Eukaryota; Apicomplexa; Aconoidasida; Piroplasmida; Theileriidae. The transcript has 2 exons. Bases 1 to 1170 code for a protein of 389 amino acids. The record is from RefSeq and is a predicted model, not a curated record.
AUGCAUUCCGUCCAUUUUCCCGUAUUUCAAUAUUCCAUCCCGAAACCAUGGUAUAAAAUAUUUCUAAUCCUACAAAAUCAGAUUUCGAAUCGUAUCAAAUAUAUGUAUAUAUUGUACUUGAUUACAUAUUCUAUAUUCCUUGAUAUCGCAAGAACUUUGGCUCUGUCAAAGAAUUUCGUUUCUACUGUGCCUGGGAGUUUAGGUAGUUCGACCUACCAUGAAACUUUCCUACACAAUCUGGACGAUGUGGCGGAUUUGGGCGCGGAUUCGAAGGGGACCAGCAGUGACAAGAUGCACGAGCUUGAGGAAAUUCUAGAGGAUGAAUCUCAGAGUCCAGACGAGCAAGUUGCCUACAAGUAUGCGGAGAAUUCAAAGGUUUUUGAUAACCCGGUAGUUUUAGAAGUCACUUCAAAGCCCACUGUUGACGAGGUGAAGGACUUCGAGAAGGUGAAGGCUCAUGAAUUGGCAAGCGAGGAUAAGCAUUUUGAUUCCUUGAGCAGCCUAGUUUCACAACCCGGGAAUUUGAAAGUUACUGGAACUUCUUUCACGGUAGGUUUUAUCCCAUUAAACAAUAUUCAGACUUCUCUUGGGAAUAAGAGCUUGGGGGAUAAUGGCUUAAAUGUGAACCACUUGGUUUCAGGCCUUAGUGGACUGAACUUUGGUCCUACAGAACAUAAUGGUGUUCUGAAUGAUGCAGUUAAGCAUGGAAUACUGGAACCUCAAGAUCUCCCUCCUGUGAAUGUUAAUGCUCAGGCUCAUAACCAUUUCCAUGUUCUGAACGUCAACCAUCACCUUAGUCCAAUUGGUGAUUUGAAUUUCAACUUCCAAAGUCCUAACACUAACCCUUCUACCAAUACUGGUAAAGAAUGUUUUGAGAGAACCUCAAAGGACGGCUCUAAGACUACAGAGUGUUACUGUUCAAGGCAAGGAGACUGUAGGUGCACCAAGAGUUUCGUAAUGGUUGCUUCUUUUUGCGACACUAUGAUCAAUGACAAUUUUUUCAAUGAUUUUUGUACCUAUGACGUCAAGUCUGAUCUUCAAAAUAACCAGUGGUCUUCUAAGAAGUCUAGCGAGACAAUCUACGACGCAUUCCUAAGUCUUAAAAACGGCCUUUGCAACAAUGUGACUCUAGACUACUGCAGGUACACAUGUAAGCAACAUAUAUUUUGA